AUGCUGCUAGACCCCCCCUCCCCUGUCACUCGCUCCCACAACCCCUCCCCCUUGACUCGCUCCGCCUCUCCUUUCCUACGCCAAUGCCAACCUCUCACGCCUUCCUCCUUGCCGCGCCCCCCCAUGCCUCCUCUCGCCCCUCGCCGCCUUCUGCGUGCCUUCUCUCUCUCCUCCUCCUCCCACAAGCAACCGAUUCCCUCCACUUUCCUUGAUUCGGCCUAUUCUCCCUUGAAACCGCCCCCCGGUAUGGCCGCUCCUUUGCCCUCUCCCACGCCUUCAUCCUUGCCUUCUUCCCUGCCCUCCUCCAUGCCCUCUCUUUUCUCCUCGUCCUUUCUCUCUCCCUUCUCCUCCGCCCCUUCGGUCUCUCCAUUCAUUUCGGUUCAACGGAACUCCACUCCUGUUGGGAGAGGAGGGAGGUACGACUUCCUAACGCCCUUCACUUCGGCUCACAUAAGCUCUUCCCCUGUUGGGAGAGGAGGGAGGUACGACUAUCGGCGGUCAAUAUCUGCUCAGACUGAACGGGAGUCUGAAAAAUCGCCUGGAAGGGCUGGGAAGCUGGCAAGUUGUGGCAAGUCAGGGGAGGUUGGCAAAAUAUGCGCCGCUUCCGUUGAGAGAGGGGGGAGGUACGACUAUCGGCAGUCAAUAUCUGCGCAGACCGAGUGGGAGUCCCAAAAACCGCCUGAGAAGGCUGGGAAGCUUGAAAGGCGUGGCAAGUCGGGGGAUGCUGGUGUGGGUCUGCUGCCUCAUACCCCACUUGAGAAGCGAGGUGCAUAUGCCCUGCCUGAUUCACUGGAAGAGCGGGUUGGGCUGUCCAAGACACCGAGAGCAGGGUCAGAUCUUCCUGGGUUUUCAACGGGACGCGUUGGGCUGCCGGGAAAGCCGAGAACGCCGAGUUUGCCUAACACGCCCAACAAGGUGAAAGCGCCGGAAUUGCCGAGAACGGCGAAAACGCCCAACACGGUCCAAUCCCCAGAAGCGUGCAGUGAGGUGCCGCUGAUGAGCGCAUGGAAGCUGCUCGGUGCUGAUGCCACCCCAUGGCUCAACGCUGUGCCGCAUGGCGACUGCAUGGGCCACCAUGCUUUGGCUCAAGGCUCUCCUACGGAUUGUGGCGAGCGAUGUGGGAGGAGGAGAGGAGCUCCGAGGAAGCUGUGGGUAGUGGGUGAUGAGAGCUCAUUGGAUGGGAGCUAUGUCAAUGCCACCCCUACGGAUCGUCGUUCGUUGGGUGGAGGUUCUCAUACGGAUUGUGGCGAGCGAUGUGGGAGGAGGAGAGGAGCUCCGAGGCAUCUGUGGGAGGUGGCUGAUGCGGGCUCAUUAACUGUGAGCAGUGAUAUGGGUGAUGGGAGUGAUGGGAGUGAUGGGAGUGAAUGGGAAGCGUGUGGUGGCGAGGGGAGCGGGAGGAGGAGAUGUUCGAGGAGGCAGCCGCGGGUGGUGGGUGAUGAGAGGCCAGUGGAUGGGAGGAGGGAUAGGGGUGAUGGAAGGAGGGGAAGGGAAGGGUGUGGUGAGGCGAGUGGGAGGAGGAGAGGAGCGAGGAGGCAGCUGUGGGCGGUGGAUGAUGAGAGGCCAGUGGAUGGGAGCAGUGAUAGGGAUGGUCAUAGGGGUGAUGGGUUUGACAAGAUUGGGAGUGAUUGGGAAGGGUGUGGUGGCGGUGGUGGCAAGGGGAGUGGGGGGAAGGGAGGAGCGAGAAGGCAGCUGUGGGUGGUGGAUGAUGAGAGGCCAGUGGAUGGGAGCAGGGAUAGCGGUGGUAGGGAUGGAAGGGAAAGGAGUGGCGGCAAGGGGAGUGGGAGGAGGGGAGGAGCAAGGAGACAGCUGUGGGUGAUGGCUGAUAAGGGCUCAAAUGUGGGUGGUGAUAGGAGUGAUAUGGGUGAUAGGGAAGGAGGUGGUGGUGGUAGUGGCGAUGGCAAGGCUGCUGCUGCCGCUGCUGUUGCUGCUGAUGCUGGUGGUGGUGGUGGUGGCGGUGGUGGCGGUGGUGGCGGUGGUGGCGGUGGUGGCGGUGGUGGCGGUGGUGGCGGUGGUGGCGGUGGUGGCGAUGGUGGCGGUGGUGGCGGUGGUGGCGGUGGUGGCGGUGGUGGCGGUGGUGGCGGUGGUGGCGGUGGUGGCGGUGGUGGCGGUGGUGGCGGUGGUGGCGGUGGUGGCGGUGGUGGCGGUGGUGGCGGUGGUGGCGGUGGUGGCGGUGGUGGCGGUGGUGGCGGUGGUGGCGUGGUGGCGGUGGUGGCGGUGGUGGCGGUGGUGGCGGUGGUGGCGGUGGUGGCGGUGGUGGCGGUGGUGGCGGUGGCGUGUGGCGGUGGUGGCGGUGGUGGCGGUGGUGGCGGUGGUGGCGGUGGUGGCGGUGGUGGCGGUGGUGGCGGUGGUGGCGGUGGUGGCGGUGGUGGCGGUGGUGGCGGUGGUGGCGGUGGUGGCGGUGGUGGCGGUGGUGGCGGUGGUGUGACUGCUGCUUUCAGUUCACUUGCAGAAAGAGAUACAGCACAGCGGCUCAGCAAGGCGGAUGAAGCUGCCAGAAGCAACGGUGACGGCAGCAACGCUGUUGGGGCGCCUCUGAAGGCGGUUGGGAGGGGGCAGAGUCAGGUCGCACCUUUCCCAGGACCUGACCCCCCUGCCGUGCAUGCACCCAUUUCUGAGACGCACAAGAACUCAGCAGCAGCAGAGCUGGUGGCGGGUCAGCCGUUGCCGGUAAAGGCAGGGAUUGCUUCUGAGUCAUCUCGAAAAGAAGCAGCAGCAGCAGCAGCAGCAGCAGCAGCAACACCAGCAGCAGCAGAGCUGGUGGCGGGUCAGCCAUUUCCUGUAAAGGCUGGGAUUGCUCUCGCAUGUAUUCUUGCUGCGGCCAUUGCCCUUCUCCCCUCUGCUACAGAUGCUGCUGCCACAGCCACUGUUGUUACAGCCAGUGGCUCUGCUGAGACUUCCGCCCUCGCCUCCCUCCCCCCUGCUGCUACUCUUGCUGCUGCUUGUGCUGAUGCUGCUGCACCUGCUACUACAACCGCUGCUUCUACUGAGGAGCAGCAGCAGAAGCAGCAGCAGAAGCGUGAGGAGGAUUGGAGGGAGGAGGAAGAGAGGGAGGAGGAAGCGGGGGAGGUGGGAUUGAGGGAGGAGGAAGAGAGGGAGGAGGAAGGAAAGGAGGAGGAAGAUAGGGAGGAGGAAGAGAGGGAAGAGGAAGAAGGGGAGGAGGAAGCGAGGGAGGAGGAAGAGUGGGGAGACCUAGAGGAGCAGCAGCAGAAGGGUGAGGAGGAGUGGAGGGAUAUGGGUGAGAGGGGUGUGGGACUCGAGGAGGAAGGGAGGGAGAAUGAGUGGAAUGACAUGGUUGAGAGGAAGCGUAAGGGUGUGGAAGCGGAGGAGCAGCAGAAGAGUGAGGAAGAGAGGAGGGAUGUGGGUGAGAGGGCUGCGAAUCUCAGGGAGGAAGAGAGGGAGAACGGGGAUGGGGGGAAGCAUAAGGGCAAGGAGAACGAGGAGGAGGAGAACGAGGAGGAGGAGGAGGAGGAGGAGGAGGAGGAGGAGGAGGAGGAGGAGGAGGAGGAGGAGGAGGAGGAGGAGGAGGAGGAGGAGGAGGAGGAGGAGGAGGAGGAGGAGGAGGAGGAGGUUGGUGAUGGGUGUGCUUAUAGCGAAGCCCUUGCUGACUGUGUGUACAGUGAUGAUCCUUCAUCGAAUGGGGAUGAUGCGUCGGUGAAUGCUCUCGAGGAAGAUACUCACAGCAGGGAUUACUGGAGCACUACAGACGACUGUAGCUGCAGAUACGGCUGUGGUAGUAGAGGCGGCUGUAGCAGCAGUUGUAGCAGCAGAGGCAGUGCCUUCAAACGGGCUUUGCAGCGCCACAACAGCAUGAGCAGUGCAAACAUGGUGUGCUGUGGGGGGGGUGCGGGUAGCCUGAGGAGCAUGAGCAGCGCAAACAUGGUGCGCAAGCAGGGCCUGAGCCUAAGCACAUGUGGUUGCCCCUCGGACCGCCCCUCUCGUCGUCAACAUUCGCGUGAACGGAUCUUGCAGCGAGGCAACAGCUUGAGUAGUGCAAGCCUAGUAGGCAGUGUGGAGUGUGCGGGCAGUGUGGUGGGGAGUGUGCGGAGUGUGGGCAGUGCGAGUCUGGUAUGUGAGCGCAUCUUGAGCGUGUGUGACAUCUCACCAGUUCCGAUCAUCCUCUCCUCCCACCUCACCAGCAUGCACCUCAGCAGUAUGGGGCUGUCUGGUCGAUCUGCGUCUGCAGAGAGCCUUGAUGCGUGCAGUGCAGACAGGAGUCUGUACAGAGCAGCUGCAGCAGGAGAAGCAGCAGACAGCAUGAUUGUUUCAGCUGCCCCGAUGUUGCCACGGAGACCAACAGCAGGUCGACAGUCACAAGCCUCGCAAGAAGCAGCAGCAGCUUCAGCAGCAGGAGCAGCAGCAGCAGCAGCAGCAGCAGCAGCAGCAGCAAAAGAAAUGGCAGAAGAAACAGAAGAAGCAGCAGACGAAGGGGAGGGAGGGAAGGACGGGCAGGAGUCACUUGAGUCUCGCUUGAGGCGAUGGCAUGAGAGCAUGGGUGUAUCAUGUACCCUCUCCCUGCCUCUCAAUGCCUCCUUGCAUUCCCCAUCCCCUUUGCAUCCUACCCCCGCCGGCCUCUUUCUCCCCAGCCUGCCCCACUGGACCAAGCGGUCGCUCCCUCGCUCGCUGCGCAUCUCCCGCUCGCUGCUCUCCUUUCAAGAGAGCGCCCUGCUGGAGCAUUGCCAGGAGACCAUUCUUUUGCAUGGCAUGGGCGGUGGAUGGAAGGAUGGGGUAAAGCACAGGGAACUUGAUAGGGAAAGUGAUAGGGAAAGUGAUGGGGAGAACGAGCUUUGGAGUGAGAUGAAUGAGGAGAGCAACGAGGGCAGCAGUGAGGAGAGGAAUGAGAACAGGAAAGGGGGUAGGAGUGUGCGAGUGAAGAGUGAGAGCUUCUUGCUGUCAGCAGCAGCGGCGGCGGUGGCAGCGCCAGUGUCCCCCGGAGAGUCCAUCCGGGCGGCUGUGGCCGUCUAUUCCGCCUCGAGGGAGUUAUGGCGGCCUCCUUGUAUACCCAAGCCUGCGAAACAAGCCAAGCUGUGCCUUCCCAGGUACUCCCCGCCUGUGCCUCUUAUUGGGCUGGAGAAGCUAAUGGAGGGCGCAGCAGGGGGAGGUGGGACUGGUGGUUUUUCUGGGUCUGGUGGGGUUAGUGGUUGGAGUUUGGGGACAGGGUGGUGGGGUGUGGGAGGAGAGACAGGAGAGGAGGGGAGGGAGAGGAAGGAGGAGGCAGGAGAGGCAGGGUGGCUGGGGUUUGAAGGGCUGGCAGAUGUGGCAAGGGGGAUUAUGUGGGGGGGAGGAGGCGAUGGAGGUGAAGAGGGGGGGAAGGAGGGGGGGAAGGAGCAGGGUUUGGAUGAGGGUGUAGUAGAGAACAUUCUGGAAGAUUCAGUGAGAGGAGAAGAGGAGACAGGCAUGGGAGGAGGCGGCGGUGCUGCUGGCGGUUACCCUAACGUCUGGGCGUUAACCGGCGGGUGGUACUGCGACCCGAAAUACUGGCGUCGCAACACCGCGUUCGCCUUGGCCGGCAUCUUUGUCGUUUGCGUUCCGAUCGCCCUGACGUCAGCACGGCUCGAGCAACGGCCGAUCGCCCCGAGCCGCGCCAUUCCCUCCCAGAUGUGGUGCUCCAACUUCCCAUCCGAAGCAAAACAAGCAUCGGAGGAGUGA
This is a messenger RNA of Closterium sp. NIES-65, 5646 nucleotides long. Lineage: Eukaryota; Viridiplantae; Streptophyta; Zygnematophyceae; Desmidiales; Closteriaceae. The record is from the annotation of a GenBank genome assembly.